AUGGGAAGCGGUAAGGAAGAAAAUAGAAGAAAUAGCCAUAAAGGAAAGAGAAGAAAUGAAAAGAUUGAAUUAAAGAAAAAAGAAGAGGAAAUACAGAAAAUAGAAAUGGCAGAAAUUAAAAUAAAAAUAAAGGAGUUGGAGGAGAAAAUUGUAAAUAAAAGAAUAGAACAAAAUUAUAAAAGUCAAAAAGAAUGUUAUAAUUAUGGAAAAGUUGGGCAUUUAAGCAGAGAAUGUAAUGCCAAGGUAAAUACAGGAGUUAUACCGAAAAUAUGUAGAAGAUGUGGAAAUAAGGGUCAUAAUGCGGAAGAAUGUUACGUUCCAGCCUACAAAUUGGUGAAUGGAAACCAAAAAAAUGAGAUAUCUUGUGAAAAUUGUGGGAAUUUAGGACAUACUAAGGAUAAAUGUUAUAAAAAUGAACAAGGUGUUUGCAAAGCGUUUCCAGCGGUGGAAUACGUAGGAAAUGAGCAGAAAAAUAUAGUUAAAAGAAUUAAUAGAGAGGAUAUAACUUGUUAUAAAUGUCGAAAUAUUGGGCAUUAUGCGAAGGAUUGUACAGUAGAAUGA
Gordionus sp. m RMFG-2023 is the source of this 561-nucleotide messenger RNA. RefSeq lists its product as uncharacterized. Gene Ontology annotation, cellular component: cytoplasm. Bases 1 to 561 code for a protein of 186 amino acids. Gene Ontology annotation, molecular function: zinc ion binding; translation regulator activity; mRNA binding. The transcript has a single exon. Gene Ontology annotation, biological process: positive regulation of cytoplasmic translation. NCBI's taxonomy places the organism in Eukaryota, Metazoa, Nematomorpha, Gordioida, Chordodea, Parachordodidae. The record is from RefSeq and is a predicted model, not a curated record.